UUUAAAUUUCUUAAGAAUAUGAACGUUUUUCCUAACCUCUAGUGCUACCUCUAUCGCGGUUGUAAUAGGAAGCACCCGCAGCGUCUGGUAAGUCCUCGGCGUCCGAUAACUGUGACUAAUUGUCCAUAGCUAUCGGCGAUGCGGGCCGGCCGUGGCGGGCGGUGGGAUAUCGAUCGGCACCACCUGUUCGCCGCGUGGGGGCGCACCUGCCCCAGCCCUCACAACAGUCCGCGGCGCCGCCUCGCGCGCACGCCGCACGCAGCACGCCGCACGCCGCACGGCACAGCACGAGCACGCGCGGGGGGAGCUGACCGUCGCGACGUCACGCCGGCCGCGCCGAUCGAUCGCCGCCGUCCACCGUCGCCACUCGCCGUCCGCACCACUCCGCAUCCCACGCUCACCACACGAAUAACGCCUACGACUUACAGAAUAAAAGCUGCUGAUUCACUACUGAGUCAUUCGCGAUCGCACCAGGCAUGUAGUUCAGCAUGCAUAUAACAUCGGGACUGUCGCCGGCGUCGGGCGAGAUGCUGGACACGUCGCUGCUGGGCCUGUGCGGGGCGGGCGAGCAGUGCGGCGCCGCCUACUUCACCGUGGACAGCGCCGUACCCGAAUCCUCGCACACCGUCGAAAUAGAGUACGUGUACGAGCAGCCGGAACCAGAAACAUAUUUACCGGGCGGCGAUCAGGUGGCAUCGAGCGAUGACUUGCCGCCGAUCGUCACGGACCUUUCGCCGCCGGAGAUUCCUAGGAAGAAAACAAUGAAGCACAAGCCCGAAAGGCCCUUGGUCGAUGAUCAGGAGACGGAUCUGACCAACUUGAACUGGCUGCAGAACAUUACCAACAUAAUGGGCCCGCCGCAGAUCCCGCUGCUGCCGAUAUCGCCCAACCCGCAAGCGAAGGCGCCGCCGCAGAACACGCGACUUCAAAAGUUCAACCAGACGAUCGCUAAGUGCCAGGAGGAUUUUAUGAUGAAUAAGUCGGAGUACCAGAGGAACAGCGAGAAGAAGCCGCCCUACUCCUACAACACGCUCAUCUGCAUGGCCAUGCGGUACAAUAACGAUAAAAUGACGCUCUCCGCGAUAUACUCGUGGAUAAAGGACAACUUUAAGUACUACCGGAGCGCGGACCCCGCGUGGCAGAAUUCAAUUCGACACAACUUAUCCUUGAACAAAGUGUUCGUGAAGGUGGCGAGAUCUAAACACGAGCCGGGCAAAGGCGGCUUUUGGAAACUUGAUCUCGCGCACUUGGAAGGAACGAAGAGGAUCUCCUGCAGAACGCACAAGAAGAAGAAAAAACCAGUACUGGCAACGAAACCAAACGAAGAUUCAAUCGCUGUUGCAAAUAUACUGCAGAUUCAAGACGUUAAUGAAGCUAUGAGUGAGUUGCCCGUUACGUUACAUUUACCCGAAUUCACCCUCGACAUACAAACUCUUCCUGAACUGGAGGUUGAGACGAAUAUUGGAGCGAAUGUGAUAGUGGAACCCAUUGCUCCCCCGCCUCCCCUUAUCUCGGAUCCCGAACCAGACGAUCUCAGUUCUUUACUUUUGAAUCCAACGGAAUGGAAUGACUUGCAACUCGAUAUGCUUGACAAUUAUUUGGAUUCUUGUUUCAAGUAAGUCUUGUCUAAUUAUAUGUAAGUUUUACUUUAUGUAACGAAGUAUUUUAAGUGUUAUAUUUUAGAUUUAAAUUAUGUUUAAUUUUUCGCCUAACAGUUAUCAAUAUUUCUAGUACAAUUUACAUGCCUGACACAAUGUAAGCCUUGUACAUUCCGAUCAUUACAAUAUUAAAAUUAACGGGAGUUUUUUAUACAUAAUUAUUGGCAGCGUAUAAAUAAUAGUAUCAUAAUUUAAAAAAUGUGCUACUAUACAUGAGUUUUUGACAGUUUUGCUCAAAACAGCUCAAAUUAUAACCAAUGUAAAGUAUUGAAAAUUAUUUAUUGAAAUAGAUCUGUGGCUCAAACUAUUAAAAUUCGUGGAAUAAAAGAUAGAAUUUAGUUAUUAGUUUACUUAUGAUAUAUUUAAAUUACUUUAUUUACAAAUUGAAAU
Messenger RNA from Papilio polytes (common Mormon), 2048 nucleotides. RefSeq names its product forkhead protein sep1-like. Gene Ontology annotation, biological process: regulation of transcription by RNA polymerase II. The record is from RefSeq and is a predicted model, not a curated record. NCBI's taxonomy places the organism in Eukaryota, Metazoa, Arthropoda, Insecta, Lepidoptera, Papilionidae. Gene Ontology annotation, molecular function: DNA-binding transcription factor activity, RNA polymerase II-specific; RNA polymerase II cis-regulatory region sequence-specific DNA binding. Bases 489 to 1619 code for a protein of 376 amino acids. The transcript is spliced from 2 exons.